AUGGAGGGCCCCGCCGCCGCGGCGCCCCCGCCCGUCCCGCCCGCCCCGGCGCCCGCCCCCGCCCCCGCCCACCCGACCGUGGCCGACGUGGUGGCGGCGACCCACGUCGGGGCCAAGCGGCGGCGGGCGGGCCUCGCACCUCCUCCUCUGCCGCCUCCCCGGCUCCCUCCCCGGCCACCGUCACCGCCCCGGCGCCCGCCCUCGCCGCCUCCCCGGCACCCGCCCCAGCCACCAAGAAGAGCCGGCCGAAGGCGGCCUCUCAUGGGCCGCGAGGGGCGGCCUCCAAGGUCGCCGGCUCGUCCCCGGCCGUGA
Messenger RNA from Aegilops tauschii subsp. strangulata, 312 nucleotides. The record is from RefSeq and is a predicted model, not a curated record. NCBI's taxonomy places the organism in Eukaryota, Viridiplantae, Streptophyta, Magnoliopsida, Poales, Poaceae.